Molecule: messenger RNA, 779 nt
Organism: Onychomys torridus (southern grasshopper mouse)
Lineage: Eukaryota; Metazoa; Chordata; Mammalia; Rodentia; Cricetidae
Product: protein mago nashi homolog
Exons: 5
Coding region: 58-549 (163 amino acids)
Biological process (GO): RNA splicing
Cellular component (GO): catalytic step 2 spliceosome; exon-exon junction complex; nucleus
Source: RefSeq, a predicted model, not a curated record
UGCCCCGCGCCGGCGGCACGUUGGCCCGGCCGUGCGGCGGCUUUACCGAGCGCAAAAAUGUCUAUGGCUAGUGAUUUCUACCUGCGCUACUACGUUGGGCACAAGGGCAAGUUUGGGCACGAGUUUCUGGAGUUCGAGUUUCGGCCGGACGGUGAGCGGCGGAAGGGGCCGCGAGGGAGGGCGAGCCGCCCUGGGGGAAAGCUUAGAUAUGCCAACAACAGCAAUUAUAAAAACGACGUGAUGAUCAGAAAAGAGGCCUAUGUUCACAAGAGUGUCAUGGAAGAACUGAAGAGAAUUAUUGACGACAGUGAAAUUACAAAAGAGGAUGAUGCUUUGUGGCCACCGCCUGACAGGGUUGGCCGCCAGGAACUUGAAAUUGUAAUUGGGGAUGAACAUAUUUCUUUUACCACAUCAAAAAUAGGUUCUCUUAUUGAUGUAAAUCAGUCAAAGGAUCCUGAAGGCCUCCGUGUAUUUUACUACUUGGUGCAGGACUUGAAAUGCUUAGUAUUCAGUCUCAUUGGACUACAUUUCAAGAUUAAGCCAAUUUGAACUGGAUACUUUUGAGAUUAUUUAUAUAUUUAAUUAAAGGAGGGUUUUUUAAUUGACACUUUCGGGAUUUUUUUAUUAAUGUGAAAUUUUUGUAUAUAAACUUAGUAUGUGAAAUAUGUUUUCCUCUCUUGGGUCCAUGUGGGCUAGAAAGCCCCUAUAUGCAAUUGAUUCUGUACAUAAAAGCCACUUUUUGUUGAAAUUUUGCUCUAAUAAAAUGUAUGAAAAGCCUA